AUGUGUGACCAGCAGCAGAUUCAGUGUUGCGUGCCGAUACCGCAGUGUUGUGUCAAGGGCUCCUCCUUUGGUCCCUCACAGUUUGCCUAUGCCAACAACCAGGUGCUUGUCGAAGCUCCACGUGAGGUGCAAAUUCUAGAAUGCGCUGCACCAUGCCCAGUUCAGGUUUCCCAGGCUCCAUGCCAGUCCAGUACAGUGAAGAGCCAGGCUCCAUGCCCAUCUAAGACCACCAAGGUGAAAUGUCAGGCUCCAUGCCAAUCAAAGACCACCCAGAUGAAAUGCCAGUCUAAGACUGCUGAGGUAAAGUGCCAAGCUCCCUGCCAGACUCAGGUUUCCUACGUUCAAGUCCCCCAACCUCCUCAGACCUACUAUGUAGAGUGUGCUCCAGUGUAUUAUACAGAAACUCAGUAUGUGGAAUAUCCGGUUUCAACCUACGUGCCUGCUCCAGCUCCUCAUCCUGGCUACGUCUAUGUAGAAUGUCCCUCAGUGGGCCAGGGUCAGGGAAGUUUCUCCACUCAGUAUCAGGGCUCUUAUGGUAGCUGCGCACCUCAGUCACAGCCACGGGGUGCUUAUAGCAGCUGUGGUCCACAGCCUCAGUCUCAGGCCUCCUACAGUCGCUGUGCGCCCCAGUUCCAGUCCGGGCCCUCCUACAGCAGCUGCGGCCCCCAGCGCCAGUCGCGCUCUUCAUUCAGCACCUGUGCGCCUCAAUGCCAGCCCCAGGGCUCCUAUGGAAGCUUUACCUCGCAGCAGCGUCGGUCUCAGAGCGCCAGCAGAUGCCUCCCUCCACGUCAGCUUCAGCCUUCUUACCGCAGCUGCUCCCCGCCAAGACGCUCUGAGCCUUAUUACAGCAGCUGCCUGCCAUCCCGGUGCUCUUCAGGCUCCUACAACUACUGCACUCCACCCCGCCGCUCAGAGCCCAUCUACGGCAGCCACUGUCCUCCUCGGGGCCGCCCUUCAGGCUGUUCUCAGAGAUGUGGACCCAGGUGCAGGAUAGAGAUUUCUUCCCCCUGCUGUCCCAGGCAGGUUCCCCCGCAGAGGUGUCCUGUCCAGAUUCCUCCCAUCAGAGGAAGAUCCCAGAGCUGUGGCCGGCAACCCUCUUGGGGUGUCUCCUGUCCAGAUCUGAGGCCACGCUCAAUACCACGCCCAUUCCCAAGGUCUUGUGGGCCACAGCGUCGAGACCCGUCUCCAGAGCCAUCAUGGCAGCGGUGCCCAGUUCCCGCACCACGUCCAUGUCCUCGCCCAGAGCCAUGCCCAAGUCCAGAACCCCGCCCAUGUCCUCCUCUGCGGAGAUUUUCAGAACCCUCUCUGUAUCCAGAACCAUGUUCAGCUCCUCAACCAGUGCCACGGCCAGCACCACGCCCAGUGCCUCGUCCUCGCCCGGUUCACUGUGAGAAUCCAGAGCCAUGCCCGCGUCCACAGCCAGAACCAGUGCCACGUCCAGCUCCCUGUUCCAGCCCAGAGCCUUGUGGGGAGCCCAUUCGCUGCCCCAGUCCCUGCUCUGGUCCCAACCCAGUUCCCUACCGCCAAGAGCUAGGCUGUAAUGAAUCUAACCCACACCACCUGGAUACUGAAGGCCCAAGCUGUGGCCCAUAUAGCUGCAGCCAAGGGCAGGAGAAUAAUGGCAGCUGCGGAUCUGGUGAUGCCUUUUCAGGGUCACAGGGUGGUUGUGGAGAUGAAGGAAAUGCCUAUGGUGGCAUGAAAGGUGGGGCGUAUGCUGGAGCAAAGGGAGCCUACUUUUAA
Molecule: messenger RNA, 1740 nt
Organism: Psammomys obesus (fat sand rat)
Lineage: Eukaryota; Metazoa; Chordata; Mammalia; Rodentia; Muridae
Gene: Kprp
Product: keratinocyte proline rich protein
Exons: 2
Coding region: 1-1740 (579 amino acids)
Source: RefSeq, a predicted model, not a curated record